AUGAUGAAACUCACAUGCUCUUUACUACCCUCCAUUCUUCUGCAAUUUGCCAAAUUUCCCAGAACCAUCCGAGCCGCCAUUAUAAUCACAAGGCAUCUAACUGCUGUCCAAACAGCCCGUCCUCAUGCCCCAGAAUUUCGAGGCUUCGCCGUUGAACUGGACGGCGGAGAUUUGGCCUGCAGGUCAAGUGUAUUAUCGGAUGCACUUCAAGUGUUUGAUGAAAUGCCUCACUGCGAUGUUGUAUCCGCUACUUCUCUGAUUGGCCAGUUGGCUAAACAGAACUACCAUAAGGAAGCUGCGCUUCUCUUCUCGAGAAUGGUGGAGCGGAAUAUUAGACCCAAUGACUUCACUUUUGGCACGGUGAUUCACUCGUCUGUUGUUCUGAAAGACCUUGCUCUGGGCAAGCAAUUUCACGCGUCUGCAGUGAAAAUGGGGCUGUACUCGAACGUGUUUGUGGGUGGUGCGCUUGUUGAUCUUUAUGUAAAAUUAAGAAACAUUGAGGAGGCCCAGAAGAUGAUAGGAAUUCACGACAUGGAAUUGAUUACAUAG
Molecule: messenger RNA, 549 nt
Organism: Oldenlandia corymbosa var. corymbosa
Lineage: Eukaryota; Viridiplantae; Streptophyta; Magnoliopsida; Gentianales; Rubiaceae
Source: the annotation of a GenBank genome assembly